Molecule: messenger RNA, 2468 nt
Organism: Cuscuta campestris
Lineage: Eukaryota; Viridiplantae; Streptophyta; Magnoliopsida; Solanales; Convolvulaceae
Source: the annotation of a GenBank genome assembly
CGUGAAUGNGUCGCAAAACAGAUUAAAAAAAUUCUAAAUACAGAAGAACUGGACAGAUUCCGAAAAUCUCCAUUUGGCGUUAUAUUAGAUGUCGCAGAGUUUCCAUGGAUUAGUGGUUAUUUACUUAUUACUUUGGUCAGAAAUUGUGAUAGGCCAUCUGGAGACGAAAGUAAAAAAGAAGUAUUGACUUUUCGAUUUCAUGGAAAUGAAGUGAACUUGACGAAGGAACAAUUUCAUCUAAUCACUGGUUUAAAGAUGGGUGGUUACAGGGGCGAUAUGGAUAAUAAACAGAGAGGAAGGUUUGCGUCAAGGUUCUUCCCCGGGGGAAAAUCAGUACAGCGUAAAGAUAUUUCCACAGCUUUUUUAAAUUUUAAGCGGGAUGCACCUGGGGCACUUGCUAGUGAUGCACUCAAGAUGUCAUUGGUUUAUGCCUUGUCACAUUCAUUCUUAGGUAACCAGCCGAUAGUGAAAUUCCCGAUGUGCUAUAUAAACUUAGUGGACGAUAUAGAUGAGUUCUAUAGUUUCCCAUGGGGAGAUGAUGUCUGGUCAGACUUGGUUGAUCAUGUUCAUCGGUGCGGACUAAGCAUUGAAAAGGGUGGAACUUCUCGUCCAACAUUUGGGGGAUACAUGUUUGCACUGCAGAUAUGGGCAUUUGAGACUUUCCCGUCACUUGCGAAGGCCGGGAUGUGUAUGUUGGUUCCUGGUAGAGAAGUGUGCAUACCACGUUGUUUGAAGUGGAAGGUUUGUGCUAAAUUUAGUGCUCGAAAAGUGUCUGAUGCACUGUUCAAAUCUGAGAAGUUGUUGUUGACUCCCAUCGUGCCUACCGUGGAUGAGAAGAAACUGGACAGUGUGAAGCUUCUUUUUCCUUGUGAGAAAACACAGUCCGCCAAAGGAAAGAAGAAGUUGUCGCUGCAUGAUGCGAAGCGAGCAUGUCAGGAGAAGAAGACGGACAAGAGAUCAGAGGAUGCAGUGUUGACGAAAGACAGUGGAAAUAUGUCUACCAAGCAGGGUGGAGAUGAUGAAGUAGGUAUGGUCGGUUUGGGCAGUGUGAGUGGUAAUGAUAUGGCUUAUGGGUCCACCGGGGAGAAAGAGGAACGUAUUCAAAAGCAAUGUGGUGAGCACAAAGAAUUGUUGAAAGUAAUGUUGGAGAUUAUGGCUAAGCAAGCAGAACAAAACAAAAAGAUUGAUCAAAUUUUGGUUAUGCUUCAACAAAAAGCUGUAAGCUCCCAAAAUGAAACACAUACCGUGAAGGAUAGCAUGAUGGCAGAGAAGGAGCAGCUGAAACUAGAGAAUGAUGAUGUUAGAAAGAGUUUGGAGAAUGAUGAAGAAAGAAUGAUUAAUCCAGAAGGACCAUCCUUUGAAAUACUUACUCCCAUUGCAAAAGAUGGUGUGGCUAGUGAUGGGAAUAAGGAUAAUGGUAGUGGCAGUGUGUUGGUAGUUGAAGAAAAUCGUACUGAAGACUGUUUCAAGCCAUCAGAGAUUUCCUUGGGUGAUACACAAUUCAGUCCUCAUGAUUUGGAAGUUAUAGACAAGGUGACUGACAUGUGGGCGAAGUCUUCUGAGAGACGCGAAACUGUUUGUCCAGUUGAUUGUUCGAAGAAGAUAGACUUGCGGAAUGUAGGGGGCGAUGGUGGCAAGGCGGCUCUUGACGAUGAUUUUGACAAAAUUUUUUGGAAGAGCAAAAUGGGCAAAAACGUUGGAGAAGAGACGAAGGUUGUCGCGGCGCCUACGAAUUCUGACAGUGCUUGUGUGGAGAUUAAGAGGCCGAAAAGGGUGCAUAAGAGUCCAGAAAGAUAUACUCCAAGCGAGGUUGUCAUUAAAGAGAAAAAGCGUAAAAUUGAAAGAAUGGUGCGAUUUAGCGAGCGCGUGAAGAGUGAACGGAAUGGGCAACGAUAUGGGCCAUUUACUAAGGAUCCUAAGCAAAUGCCAUCCGAAGAAGAUGUUGAAAAGGUUAGAGUUUUCUUGAAUGAAGGACUUUUGAAGAGAAGAGGUAUAGCUACCGGAACUUGUAGGUAUGUAGCUGAAGUGGAUGACUUGUCCAAAGAUCCCAUUGUCCUGGAUGGAUUCAAGGUGGAAAAUAAGACAUGGUUUUAUGAGCUAUUUACCAAUACAGAGUGGUUGCGCAGCACGCAUAUAGAGAUUGCGAUGUACUAUCUUGAAUUGAAGAGCAUUCAAUACAGCUUGAUGCAGACAUACACAGCAGCGUCACCAUAUUUUUUGCAAGGACUCAAGACGCACCAGGAGAUGGUAGACGUCGGCAAGGUGAAAGCGGAGGCUGUGAUUGAUAAUUCUAGUCUAUCAAGUGUGGUAUUAGGAUUAGCGCACCAAUAUGCGAAGCCUUGGUGUGAAUGUGAUUUUGUAUAUAUGCCAUUGAACACUGGGAACCACUGGAUGUUACUUGUGCUCGAAGUUGAAUGAAGGAAGAUAAGGGUCUAUAAUUCUAAAGGAAAGAAAGGGCAGACAAGUAG